UUUCGGGUUCACCUGUCCCUAUCCCCACUCAUACCAUUUUCGUGACCUUCGCACUUACCACUCUUCUCUUUCGUUUUCCAUUUUCGUCGUUUUUUAGUUUUUUUUUUUUCCCUUUAAUAAAGAGAACAGCUACUGUCAUAACCCGCCAAAUUCACCAGCACGAACUUCAAUUAGUUUUUGCUUUUUGGGAAUUUGUUUCUUUUUCUUUUUGACGCUCCUGAGCCACAAGUUUCUUCCAUCUCUUGCAUUUCUUGCUUGCGCAGAAAUCUUCGUUUUAGAUUUUCUUGUUUAUUGUGGUUGGAUAGAUACGCUGGUGCGUACAUACAUAUAGGUGUCCGCGUGCGGCUGUGUGAAGAGUUUGGUUGGAUUUACGGGUGGGUUUUCUUGGGCGAAGUUGCGGAGUAGUUGAUUGAGUUCAGUACACUAUCUUGGGGAUUCAGAAUAAAGGAAAUUCUAUAGCUACCCAGGCUGGGGCUGAUGAUUGAUUCAUAACCAUGAGCUUUGAUUCUUAUAUACGUUCAUGGGCAGUAGCGAUAAUAAGAAAUUGUCAGAGAUUGUUGACGUUGUGAAAUCAUGGAUUCCAAGGAGAGCAGAACCUGCAAAAAUGUCGAGAGAUUUCUGGAUGCCCGAUGAGAGCUGUAGGGUGUGCUACGAGUGUGAUUCCCAGUUCACUAUUUUUAACCGCAAGCAUCAUUGUCGGCUGUGCGGACGAGUUUUCUGUGCCAAGUGCACUGCAAACUCCAUCCCCGCACUAUCUGAUGAGCCCAAGAGUGGACGGGAGGAUGGGGAUAGGAUUAGAGUUUGUAAUUACUGCUUCAACCAAUGGAAGCAACAGUCGGCUACUGGUAAUAACAUGACGAUUGGAUCAAGUCCAGGACUGAGUCCUUCACCUUCCUCUUCCAGUUUGAUCAGCAAUCAAUCUAGUUGCUGCACCUGCAAAAGUGGAAGCAGUGCUGGUUCAGCUGGAUAUUCUACAGGGUCUUUCCAGCAUGUUUCGUGUGCCCUCGGUCAAGGCCCUUGCCAGUCAACACAGAUGGAUACAAAGCCAGCAAAGGAUCAGGCGAGGAGUCCUGAAAAGGUGGACUGUCUUGAUGCUAGGGAUACUUUCAGCGACCACUUUGGAUCAUGCAGCAGGAGUGAUGACGAGGAUGACGACUACCCUAUGUGUGGAUCACAUUCUGGAGCUACUCCCAUAAGUCCUUCUGACAGGAGCUAUGGUACUAUCAACUACUGUCAGAGUGAUCGCAUCUAUGAGCCUCAUGAAGUGCAUUCUAAUGAGGAAAACCUGCACCCAGGUCAUAAUUCAACUCUAUCACCUGAAAAUAUUGAGACACAAGGAUUGGACUAUGCAACAAGGGUCGUGGAAGAAACAGAUCUACAGGAUAAUCAUGCCCAAUCUGGAGCAUCUCCAUUAGAUGGUUUAAAUGGUGAAGAAGUUGAAGCUGUGGAUUAUGAAAACAAUGGGCUUAUUUGGCUUCCUCCGGAGCCUGAAGAUGAAGAGGAUGAGAGGGAAGCCCCUAUAAGUGACGACGACGACGAUGAUGUUGGUGAGGAUGCCACAGGAGAGUGGGGUUACCUACGCUCGAGCAGCUUUAUCGUUGGAGAUCGAAGUAGGGAUAGGUCAAAUGAGGAGCAUCGAAAGGCCAUGAAAAGAGUAGUUGAUGGGCAUUUCAGAGCUCUAAUAAGUCAACUUUUGCAGGUUGAGAACCUGCCUGCAACUGAGCAGGAGAGUUGGUUGGAUAUUAUUACAACAUUGUCUUGGGAAGCUGCUACUCUUCUAAAGCCGGAUACAAGCAGGGGUGGAGGAAUGGAUCCUGGUGGAUACGUUAAGGUUAAAUGCAUCGCCUGUGGGCGUCGAAAUGAGAGUAUGGUGGUUAAAGGGGUUGUCUGCAAGAAAAAUGUGGCUCAUCGAAGAAUGACUUCAAAAAUUGAUAAAGCACGAUUACUACUGCUUGGUGGUUCCCUGGAGUACCAACGGGUUGCUAACCAUUUAUCAAGUUUUGACACUUUAUUACAGCAGGAAAUGGACCAUUUGAAAAUGGCUGUUGCAAAAAUUGAUGCACACCACCCAAAUGUCCUUUUGGUAGAAAAAUCAGUAUCUAGAUAUGCACAAGAGUAUCUUCUUGCCAAGAACAUAUCACUGGUUCUUAACAUCAAGAGACCACUUUUAGAGCGUAUAGCUCGCUGCAGUGGUGCACAAAUAGUUCCUUCAAUUGAUAAUCUUUCUGCACCAAAACUAGGAUAUUGUGACGCGUUUCAUGUGGAGAAGUUUCUAGAAGAUCUUGGAACUGCUGGCCAAGGUGGAAAAAAGUUAACAAAGACACUGAUGUUUUUUGAAGGUUGUCCGCGGCCAUUGGGAUGUACUGUUUUGCUCAAAGGUGCCAGUGGGGAUGAGCUGAAGAAAGUUAAACACAUAGUUCAUUAUGGUGUUUUUGCUGCUUAUCACUUGGCACUCGAAACUUCAUUUCUUGCUGAUGAAGGUGCUUCUCUGCCAGAACUCCCUUUGAGGUCUCCGAUAAAAGUUGCAUUGCCUGAUAAUCUGUCAAGCAUUGACAGGUCCAUCUCUAUGAUACCUGGCUAUAGUGCUCCUUCCUUUGAAAAGCCUCAAAUGCAAGAACAGCCCAACAAUUCAUCACGAAAUGACCUGUUUCCCGAUUUCAAACAGUCAUCUGGAGUAGUUCCGAUGUCUGAGGCAGACUCUUUUUUGUCUAGAGGUUCUAUUGCUCAAGCUCCAAAUGCUGAAUCUGCCACUAGAAACAUGGAUAUUGCUGAUUCUGGUCCUGAUUUAGGUCCUCAGUGGGAGCAGUUAUCUGCUGUUCACCACCCUAAGGAGAAUAGUGGGCUGGGACUUAAUGGAUGUCAUGUUGCUAAAACAUCGAGUUAUCUUGAUGAAGUGGAGGGAAAUGAUACUUUAGAUUCUAACCUUGUUUUCGAGUCUGAGGCUUCAGGACAAGGCUUUAGGUUUUCUCAUGUUGAUGGGAAUAAAACACCUGCAAAUUUGAACAGUUCUGAGUUGGUACCUUUCGGACAGCAUAACAUCAAUCACCCUGGGGAGUUGGGACCAGCGCAAGAAGACUUUCCUCCCUCAGCAUCUGAUCAUCAGAGCAUUUUGGUUUCCCUUUCAACAAGAUGUGUGUGGAAAGGAAGUGUAUGCGAGCGUUCUCAUCUUUUCCGAAUCAAAUACUAUGGAAAUUUUGAUAAACCUUUAGGUCGAUUUCUUCGGGACCAUUUGUUUGACCAGGAUUACCGUUGUCGCACAUGUGACAUGCCUUCCGAAGCACAUGUCCAUUGCUAUACCCAUCGACAAGGCAGCCUUACAAUUUCUGUGAAAAAGCUUGAGGAAUUCCUCUUGCCAGGUGAGAGGGAAGGAAAAAUUUGGAUGUGGCAUCGAUGCUUACGUUGUCCAAGGGCCAAUGGUUUCCCUCCUGCCACUAGAAGAGUUGUAAUGUCUGAUGCUGCCUGGGGUUUAUCAUUUGGAAAAUUUUUGGAGCUCAGCUUUUCAAACCAUGCUGCUGCAAGCAGGGUUGCAAGCUGUGGUCAUUCCCUUCACAGAGAUUGCCUUAGGUUUUAUGGUUUUGGGAGGAUGGUUGCAUGUUUUCGGUAUGCUCCAAUCAACCUUCACUCUGUCUAUCUCCCACCCCCAAAGCUUGAAUUUGACUAUUACAAACAGGAGUGGGUACAGAAAGAAUUUGAUGAUGUCCGCAGCAGGGCAAAUCUCCUUUUCGCUGAGGUGUUGGAAGUACUUCAUCAGAUUUCAGAAAAGAUCAAGACUGGCACUGGCAUGAGAGCAACUGAAUCUGGUCAACAGAUAGCAGGACUGGAAUUGAUGCUUCAGCAAGAAACAAAAGAACUUGAGGAAUCAUUAUUGUGCUUGCUUAAAAAGGAAGUAAAAUCUGGUCAGCCAGAGCUUGAUAUUCUUGAGAUCAACAGACUGAAAAGGCAGUUAGUUUUUCAUUCAUAUGUCUGGGAUCAGCGCCUGGUGCACGUUUCUAGGUCCAAUGUUCAAAGUUUGAACAGUUCAAUGCUAAAGGAGAAACCUGCAGAUUCUAGGGAGAAAAGGACUGAGAUGGAUAUGGUUUCCAGGUCUGGGGUUCAGCAUAGAGGGGUCAGCAGCUGGGACUCUUCUCUUGCGAAUAUGAGUCCUGUUGGAGUACUGAAUGAGGUAAAACAUGGCCACAUUAACUCUCCUAAUGGCUUUCAUAAAGCACCAGACAUAAAUCGGACAUUGAGCAAUACACAGGACACCUCUAUCCAUUCUUCUGGCCCAGAUUUGAGUAACCAGUCAGACAUCCUGGAAAUUGGAAAAACUGUGCGAAGGGCUCGAUCAGAGGGCCAGUUCCAGGUGAUGGAAAAUGCAUCUGAUAAUUCAGAUGUUGCGGGGACUGGGAAUCACCAGCCAGAAACCCUAGCUUCUAAAGAGUUCAUUGCAUCUCCAAAUAGACUCCCCAGAAAGUCUUCUUCUGGAAUGAUUUUGACCACAGUAGAACCAGUUGUUGGUAACUCCACAAAUGAUAGAUUUGUGGCUGAAGAGGCUUACCCUUUACGUCCUGCAUUGCGUGCUACGCCUAAUGAUAUGGAAAAUCCAAGUAGUUGGGUGAGGAUACCUUUUUCAGCUCUGUAUAGGUCAUUCAACAAGAAUUCUUCAUCAAAUGCACAGAAGCUUGGCAAGAUUAGUGAAUAUAAUCCUGUCUAUAUCUCAUCGUUCAGAGAACUGGUUCAUCAGAGUGGUGCUCGGCUACUGCUGCCUAUGGCUUCUAGUGACACUAUUGUGCCGAUUUACGAUGAUGAGCCUACUAGCAUCAUUUCAUAUGCCUUGGUGUCACCAGAUUACCAAAACGUUAUGUUGGAGGACCCUGAAAAACAGAAAAAUUCUUUGGAAUCAUCAACUUCAUUUUCAAUAUUGGACUCAGUUAAUUUACUUUCACUUCAUUCUUUUGAUGAGUUACCUUCUGAAUCCCUAAGGAGUCUUGGUUCUGCUGAUGAAAGCGUCUUGUCCUCUGGUUCUCGGACUUUCUCGGGAUUGGACCCUCUAUUUCCAAAUGCUUUACAUGCCAGAAUAUCUUUCUCAGAUGAUGGUCCUCCAGGGAAGGUGAAGUAUACUGUGACAUGUUAUUUCGCCAAGCAGUUUGAGGCCUUGAGAAGAACUUGCUGUGCAAGUGAGUUAGAUUUCAUCCGCUCUCUUAGUCGCUGUAAGAAGUGGGGUGCACAGGGCGGUAAAAGCAAUGUCUUCUUUGCCAAAACAUUGGAUGACAGAUUUAUAAUCAAACAAGUAACCAAGACGGAGCUAGAGUCAUUUACUAAGUUUGCACCAUCUUAUUUCAAGUAUCUAUCUGAAUCCAUAGAUAGUGGAUGCCCCACUUGCCUUGCAAAGAUCUUAGGCAUUUAUCAGGUCACAUCCAAGCAUCUGAAAGGAGGAAAAGAAUCAAGAAUGGAUGUUUUGGUGAUGGAGAAUCUUCUUUUCAGACGCAAUAUCACACGGCUGUAUGACCUUAAAGGAUCUUCUCGAUCACGAUAUAAUCCUGAUUCAAGUGGAAGCAAUAAAGUUCUGCUUGAUCAGAAUCUGAUAGAGGCUAUGCCAACUUCUCCUAUUUUCUUGGGAACCAAGGCAAAGCGUUUGCUGGAGAGAGCUGUGUGGAACGACACUUCAUUUCUUGCUUCAAUAGAUGUGAUGGACUACUCGCUGCUGGUUGGCGUAGAUGAGGAAAAGCACGAGCUGGUGCUCGGGAUUAUCGAUUUCAUGAGGCAGUAUACAUGGGACAAGCAUCUUGAGACUUGGGUGAAGGCAUCAGGCAUCCUCGGGGGGCCCAAAAAUGCCUCUCCCACAGUUAUUUCUCCAAAACAAUACAAGAGAAGGUUUAGGAAAGCCAUGUCUGCUUAUUUCCUAAUGGUCCCAGAUGAGUGGCCUGCCUUGAUGAUCCCUCGCAGUGAUUCCCAGUCAGACCUAUUUGAAGAGAACUCUCAAGAUAGGAUCUCCCCACAAUGACAACAUAGUUUUUCAUUCUUGUAAAUGUAACGUGUCUUUACAUGACACCUUUUUUCUCCUUACAGUUCUGUUUUUCCAUAGUUGCCCGAUUGGAUCUGUUUGUAGACUUGGAUGCAGAAAACACAUUUCUGUGCAAGAAUUUUUUGAUGUAUAUACUCUCAGGAUGUCUGCGGUAGCUUCUUUUAGCAUUUAUCAGCUUUUUACUUUACUGAAAAUAAAUGAAUAUUUGUGAUUCA
Sesamum indicum (sesame) is the source of this 6219-nucleotide messenger RNA. It is a transcript of the gene FAB1A, whose product is annotated as 1-phosphatidylinositol-3-phosphate 5-kinase FAB1A. The record is from RefSeq and is a predicted model, not a curated record. Gene Ontology annotation, cellular component: endosome membrane. Gene Ontology annotation, biological process: phosphatidylinositol phosphate biosynthetic process. Lineage: Eukaryota; Viridiplantae; Streptophyta; Magnoliopsida; Lamiales; Pedaliaceae. Gene Ontology annotation, molecular function: ATP binding; 1-phosphatidylinositol-3-phosphate 5-kinase activity; metal ion binding.